CGGGCCGUCCGUCCGUUCCAUCCAAAACCCAAACCCCAACGCUCUCCCCAAGGCCGAACACAACAGAUAGCAUUACCUCGAACACAUCGCCGCCGCCUCCUCCUCCCUCGAUCCAUGGCCACCGCCUCGCUCUCCACCCUCUCCUCCGCGGCCGCGGCCACCGCCGGCAGGCGCUUCGUGCUCUCCUCCCCGUCGCUCUCCUUCGCUUCCCGCCGCCUCGCCACCCAGUCCCACCACCUCCGCGCCGCCGCCGCUCCGGGGGCGAGGAGGUUCGCGGCGUCCGCCGCGGCGUCGGCCGCCCCGGUCGUGGCCACCAUCGCGGUCGGCGACAAGCUCCCCGACGCCACGCUCUCCUUCUUCGACCCGGCCGACGGCGAGCUGAAGACGGUGACGGUGGGCGAGCUGACGGCGGGGAAGAAGGCCGUGCUCUUCGCCGUCCCGGGCGCCUUCACCCCGACCUGCUCCCAGAAGCACCUCCCCGGGUUCGUCGAGAAGGCCGGCGAGCUCCGCGCCAAGGGCGUCGACACCGUGGCCUGCGUGUCCGUGAACGACGCCUUCGUCAUGAAGGCGUGGAAGGAGAGCCUGGGACUCGGCGACGACGUGCUGCUGCUCUCCGACGGCAACCUCGAGCUCACCCGCGCGCUCGGCGUCGAGAUGGACCUCUCCGACAAGCCCAUGGGCCUCGGCGUCCGCUCCCGACGCUACGCGCUCCUCGCCGACGACGGCGUCGUCAAGGUGCUCAACCUCGAGGAGGGCGGCGCAUUCACCACCAGCAGCGCUGAGGACAUGCUCAACGCCCUCUGAGCGGUUCAUGAUGGAGCGCCUUCUUCUGCUCUUAAAACAACGUCUUGUCUAGCAGUGAGUGAGUAAUAAUUCCACCAACUCUGGCUCGUGGUGUGACUGUCCUUCGAUGCGUCGCCGUCGUAUAGAGGAUUUUUCUUUUGGUGAACUGUGCGUGCUGUCCAUGUGUUCGAUGAAAUGAUAGUCCAAAAUUUUCCA
Messenger RNA from Lolium perenne, 999 nucleotides. RefSeq names its product peroxiredoxin-2E-2, chloroplastic. Gene Ontology annotation, cellular component: cytoplasm. Gene Ontology annotation, molecular function: thioredoxin peroxidase activity. The record is from RefSeq and is a predicted model, not a curated record. Lineage: Eukaryota; Viridiplantae; Streptophyta; Magnoliopsida; Poales; Poaceae. Gene Ontology annotation, biological process: cellular response to oxidative stress; hydrogen peroxide catabolic process; cell redox homeostasis.